UCACUCUUCACGAUUUAUUAGCUGUCAAUUUUUUGGAUCAAAAAAAUUUUGUGAUUGCAUUUAGUUUUUAUUCAUUUAAAUAGUUUAUAAACCAUGGCUAAGAAAACUUACGACUUACUGUUCAAACUUCUCCUAAUCGGAGAUUCUGGUGUAGGCAAAACAUGUAUAUUAUUCAGAUUUUCUGAUAACCAUUUCACAACUACAUUUAUAUCUACAAUCGGUAUAGAUUUUAAAAUCAAAACAGUCGAGCUAAGAGGAAAGAAAAUAAAGCUCCAAAUAUGGGACACAGCGGGACAGGAGCGUUUCCACACCAUCACCACAUCAUACUAUCGUGGUGCUAUGGGCAUCAUGUUAGUGUACGAUAUAACAAAUGAAAAAACAUUUGAUGAUAUUGUGAAAUGGUUAAGAAACAUAGAUGAGCAUGCAAAUGAAGACGUAGAAAAGAUGAUACUUGGAAAUAAAUGUGACAUGGAGGAGAAACGAGUAGUCAGCAAAGAGCGCGGGGAGGCUAUAGCCCGCGAGCACGGCAUCCGCUUCAUGGAGACCUCAGCGAAGUCGAACAUAAACAUCGACCGCGCGUUCUCUGAGCUGGCGGAGGCGAUCCUGGACAAGACGGCGGGGCGCGAGGCGGACGCGGACCACGCGCGCAUCGCGGUCGAGCGCCGGCCCUCGCGCGCGCCGCCCGCCCGCGCCUGCUGCUCCUAGGCGCCUGGCGAGCGGCGUGCGGGGUUGCCGCGCGGACCCAUGCGGAGUUGCCGCGUGGUACCGCUCGCGGAGCCGUGCGGGGUUGCCGCGCCGGUACAGGCCUGUAUGAUAGGUACUUUCGGAAGUCCAGUCAUUUCUUUUUAUAAUGUCGGUUGAUAGGUGUAGAAUUGUGAAGCGGUAUUUUUUUAAGUAAUUUUUUUUUCGGUUCGUUUGGAUUUUUGUUUUAAAUUGAGUAUAGUCCCGCGUGUUCGAGACCUGUAUUUCGCUAUUAUAAUUGGUUUUAUCGACACAGAUACUUAAAAAUUUGUAAUUUUAAGAAAUUAUUAUUUUUUUUCAAUUAAAUAAGUAAGCUUGAAUUGUUUGUUUUUAAAAAUAAGUACGAAUACAGGUCUCCACCUAACUAUAGAGAAGCAAUAGAAUUGUAGCAAUUUUUAUAAAUCGAUUAUAAUAAAAAUAUAUAAUGCAUAGUACGUACAUUGUAACCCAUAAACUAUAUUAUGUAAAAAUGCCUUUAAUAUCUAUCUCAUUAUGGUAGAAGUAUAUUUUGUGUAGUUUUAAUAUAGUUUAGAAUUUUGAUAUUCUCGUGGACUCGUAGAUGGUCCUAGAAAUAACUUUAAUUAUUAUCAAUAUAUUUCUGCCAUGGUUUGAUAGAUAUAUGUACCUAGUAAUUUUGACUAUUUUAUCAAUAUAAUAUUUAUUACAAGGCUACAACGUUCAUAAUUUGUAUGUUUGUAUUUUUAACGAGCAUAUAUGCUUGCGUGGCCAAGUUUUUAGUAUGAGACACAAAAUUGCAUAUUAUAUGUUAUAAAUGUAUGUCAACUAUUUGUCGCAAUAAAAUAUAUAUGGCUAGUAGUUGUAUUAUAACAUAUCUCAAGUAAUUAAAAAUCCCGGAUCUUAUAUUUAAUUUAUCUAAAAUCUAAUUUGCGGAGAAAAUACUAAAGAAACUACAUUUAUUUAUUACACUUAUUUUUAUUUGCCAAAACAAUCCAAUAUUGUGUCAAAAUUAUCUCAAAAAGUAUUCUCAAAGUAAUCUUUUUUAUUCAUAUUUUCUUUUCUUAAAUAUAAUUUCAAUAGAUAGAUUGAAUAUAGGCUCCGGUUAUAAGUCGCGCGGUUAUAUUUCUGGCCGGGCGACUCUGUGCAAUACAACAUAUUGUGGUCUAGUGAACACGCGCCCUUAGCGUGUUUAAAAUAAUUAAUCUGAGCUUGAAAAUAGUGAUUAAUAUUGAGAUUACAAUGUUUUAUGUAAAUAGAUCUCGUACUUUUCGAGUGUGCUUGUAAUUGCAAUGCAUAUCAUCAGUGGUAACAACACGUUCGUCGUGUCAAUGUGUGCGUGCACACGUUCACGCACACAUUUGUUGAAGUUUUGGGUUCGCAAUGAAGUAUCAUUGUAUGGAAACGUUUUAAUACCUGUGUAGUGUAAAUUAAUAUUUUAAUGAAUUUAAACGAGUCCGAAACUCAAUUCAUGUAUCUCUCACGUGUACGACGUCACUAUAUUAGCGUGAUAUGGAUAAUGCACAGACGCGUCAAACCUUCAUGGUACGAUUUUUUUGUCUCUUUCUACCACACGUGAAGUUAUGUUCAAAUUGGUCAUUAAACCAUAACAAAUAAAAUUUCUUAUUUUUUCACAAAAAAUCAAAUCAAAUGGAAUGUUGUUGAUUGCGAACUCAAGUACCGAAACAGGUACCGUCAGCGUAGUGUAAGUCUAAAUACCUAGCACAUAAUAUUAUAUUGUUUGUAUAUCGAUGCAUGCACUCCGCUUGGCUGUAACAUUUUAUUUAACACUAUAUAAUAAUAAAUAAUGAUGUAACGGCUUCGAAUUCUUACGGCUCAAAUGUGCUUAAAUGUCAAUGUUUGAGGAUAUUUUUAUUUAGACCUUAACGUUUUUAAUCUCCUAAAAUGUAGCGCUUAAUAUGUCGACGUGUUUCGAUUAUUUUGUUUGCGCUAACAAUUAUAAUAAUGAAAUUUUAUAAUGUACAUAUGUAUUGUUGUCUCGUUCUCUUGUAAUUGUUUUUUUAUGUAUAUUAUCUAAACAAAUAAAUUACGCUUUUAGCCCUACAAUUUUAUAUUGUGAUUUAUUUUUUGCUUUAAAUUUACGUGUAACACAACAUCGAAAUAAUUUGAGUGAAACGUUUUGAGAAGGGUCGCAUGCAUUUCAGUUUCAAUUAAUUACUGAAGUUUUGCAACUAAUCUCGUAAGUUUUUUUUUUUAUAAAACUACCGUAUGUUUGAGUAAAAAUAACUUGUCUUUUAAUUAUUGUUAUAGUUUUUGAUUAGUCGUACGAGUCAUUGUCGCAAUAUAUAUGAAUUCUACUCCCGAUGACGGAUGAAUUAUAAUCCUUUUUCAAAUGAUUUUUUUUUUAUACAAUUCGAUCAUUUAUAUUAUAUUCCCAUAAGUUGUAUAGUAAUUUCCUCUUGCAUGUUUUAAAAUAAAAUAUUUUUAUCGGUCUCCGUCUUUGUUUUUAUAUACAAGAGAUCAGACAUUCGUAAGUGGGUCGCACAGUAGGAGGUUAAGUAUGUACUCUAUAUGUUAUAAAUAUAUAUAUAACAGUUUUAUCGUACGGUGUAUGUGUCUCGUCGAUUUUACCCGCUUUUAUAAAUAAACAUUGGCAUUGUAUAUUAUGUUCAUAAUAAACAAUCUAUCGAAA
Messenger RNA from Colias croceus (clouded yellow), 3349 nucleotides. RefSeq names its product ras-related protein Rab-10 (gene Rab10). The record is from RefSeq and is a predicted model, not a curated record. NCBI's taxonomy places the organism in Eukaryota, Metazoa, Arthropoda, Insecta, Lepidoptera, Pieridae. The transcript is spliced from 4 exons. Gene Ontology annotation, cellular component: Golgi apparatus; insulin-responsive compartment; recycling endosome. Gene Ontology annotation, molecular function: GTP binding; GTPase activity. The coding region runs from base 94 to 705 and encodes 203 amino acids. Gene Ontology annotation, biological process: cellular response to insulin stimulus.